AUGACUUGCCACCCGAACACCAUUUCCCCUGCAUGGGCAACACCAGAGAUCCUAGGUUUGCUCAGCCUCCAGGUGUUGAAUGAAGAAACAAGCGGUUGCAAGGAAGGAGGUAAGUCGUGCAUUUGCACCUUUUCCUGCCCCGAGGACAGUGAGUUCCUUCUGGCAGCCAGAGCCCUUGGGCCACCCUGCUCCUUCGUGCUGCUCACGGGUGCCAAGGAGACCCAGCACACUGAGGUCCAAGUUAGAAAGAUCCUCCUGGCAUCCUUGUGGCUGAGGGCUUCAAGGUGGAGGAGGACAGCUGAUGAAGCGGGCGCCGUGGGGCCGAGCAGAGGGAGGGGGAACCAGCAGCGGAGACCCAAAUGUCCCUUGGAGGAGCAGACAGGUGAAGACAUGGUGUGGAGUUCGGGAAGGGCAGGGAUUUCCAAUCGGGAAGGGCAUGCCUUCAGCCGGCUUCGUUCCCUCCGGGUCCUCCCAGAGAAGCUCUCCCUGACCACCACCGCCCCCAAGAAGCCGCCAGCCAAGCGGACCAGAUGGAACAUUCUAAAAUGUGCCUACAUGAUGGUCACCUUCUUGUUCGUGUCCUACAACAAAGGAGACUGGUGUUACUGUCACUACUGCAACACAGAAGAGGACAUCAGGACCGACCCCUGCUGCUCUUUCUAGCAACACUGCUCGGCCCUGGUCAGUCGUUCAUCUGCCCUGUAGUCUCGCCUCCAGAGAAGCCUGUCGGCCCCAGAAGGCCAGUUUGGAGGGUGAAGAACUGGGGUCCUCUGAGGGUGACACCUGUCUGCCCAGAGGCACUGCGAGAAAGUGUCCCUGAGGGUCCCGACAGGCCCAGGGUGACUGAGCACCAGGGGUCUCCCCACGACUGCUCUCCCUGGCCUUGCUCAACUUCCCCCACUGUUUCUCUGAUUAAACCUACACUAGCUGAAGCAGCUGAAGGCUCAGUUCUUCCAUUCACGGGGGGCCAAGGGUGCCCAGAAUCAUAUAUGUCAGUUCUGGCAACAACCUUCAAGGAGCUUCCACUAGGCUGCCUGCUUCUGAGGUGAAGAAAAUAUAGCCCAGAGGGAUGAUGACUAGUCCAAGGUCAAGGUGCUACGGUUUGACCAGGACACCUGGCUAGGACCCUUCAAGACUGUCAAGGUCACGCCAAAGUGAAAGUCUGAGAAAAGGGCUGCGGAUCAGAGGAAGCUGGGGAGACCUAAGAACUCCACGCCACGGGGCUCCGGAAUAGAAAAGGACCCCGGGGGGCAGACUGGGACCAUGGGAAUGGGCUGGAGCUCAGUUUAUGGCAUUGCUCAGAUGCGAGAGGCUUGUGUGCACAAACGUGCUGCAGUCCUGAGAGGUUAACACAGGGGAAGCUGGGGGACAGGACCAUGUGGGCACCUUCUACCUGCAACCUCUCUCUAAAAGUAAAAUUAUUGCCGAAUAAAAUUUCCAAUGAAAAU
Mustela erminea (ermine) is the source of this 1448-nucleotide messenger RNA. It is a transcript of the gene EDDM13, whose product is annotated as epididymal protein 13. The transcript is spliced from 8 exons. NCBI's taxonomy places the organism in Eukaryota, Metazoa, Chordata, Mammalia, Carnivora, Mustelidae. The record is from RefSeq and is a predicted model, not a curated record. Bases 1 to 663 code for a protein of 220 amino acids.